Messenger RNA from Pseudoliparis swirei, 1736 nucleotides. It is a transcript of the gene smpdl3a, whose product is annotated as sphingomyelin phosphodiesterase acid like 3A. The transcript is spliced from 8 exons. Gene Ontology annotation, molecular function: sphingomyelin phosphodiesterase activity. The coding region runs from base 13 to 1374 and encodes 453 amino acids. The record is from RefSeq and is a predicted model, not a curated record. Lineage: Eukaryota; Metazoa; Chordata; Actinopteri; Perciformes; Liparidae. Gene Ontology annotation, biological process: sphingomyelin catabolic process.
GGUUGAGUGUAUAUGAACAAUAACGCGAUCAACAUGGCGCGGCUCGUGUGCGUCGCGCUGCUGCUGCUGAGCGGCGCGACUCCGCACGCGGCGUCCCCCGCCGGGAGAGGCUCUCCGCCGGGCGCAGGCCGGUUCUGGCACAUCACGGACCUCCACCUGGACCCGUCCUACCAGCCGGGCCCGGACCCCACCAAGGUGUGCUCCUCCUCCAGGGGAGAGGCCGCGGCCCACGCCGGCCUCUUCGGGGACUUCCUGUGCGACGCUCCCUACGCGCUCAUCCAGUCUGCCUUCGCCCACAUGGCGCCGCUCACACGGCCCCAGGACUUCAUCAUCUGGACCGGUGACAGUCCCCCUCACGUACCUGCAGACCAGCUCUCCACGGACUCAGUGAUCCGGCUGAUCAGUAACAUGACCCGGACCAUCAGAGACCACUUCCCCAACCUGACGGUCUACCCGGCGCUGGGGAACCACGACUACUGGCCUCAGGACCAGAUGCCGGCCUCGGCCAACGCCGUCUACGCGGCGGUGGCCCGGCUGUGGCGGCCGUGGCUGCGGCCCGCCGCUCUGCUCACGCUCUCUCGAGGGGGCUUCUACUCCCAGCUGGCUCGGCCCGGCCUGCGGGUGCUCAGCCUCAACACCGUCCUCUACUACGGCCCCGACCACGCCACCCACAACCAGACCGACCCCGCCGGGCAGUUCCAGUGGCUGGAGGAGACUCUGGAGGAAGCCGCCCGCAGCCUGGAGAAGGUGUACAUCAUAGCUCACGUGCCGGUGGGCUACCUGCCGUUCGCCAGGAGCGUCCCCGCCCUACGAGAGAGACACAACGAGCGGCUGGUCUCCAUCUUCAGGCGCCACAGUGACGUCAUCGCGGGUCAUUUCUACGGCCACACCCACCGCGACAGCUUCAUGGUGCUGCUGGACCGAGGCGGCAAACCGCUGAGCUCUCUCUUCGUGGCGCCGGCCGUCACGCCGAUCAAACAGGUUCUGGAGCCGUACUCCAACAACCCGGCCGUCCGCGCCUACCUGUACGAUGCCGAGGACUACGGACUCCUGGAUAUCUGGCAGUACUUCUUGAAUCUGACGGAAGCCAACGAGAGCCGGCGUGCGGCGUGGCGUCUGGAGUACACCAUGACGGAGGCCUUCGGGCUGGCCGACCUGCGGCCCGCCGGCCUCCUGCGGCUCGCCCGGAGCUUCGCGGCGCCGGGCGCCGAGUCCUUCGCCGUGUACUUCCGUCACUACGCGGUGGCGUACGACGGCGCCGCGGCGUGCGAGGGCGACUGCAAGCUCAGCCAGGUGUGUGCGGCGCUGCACCUGGACGGGCCGGCCUACUCCCAGUGUGUGGUGGGGGGGUGGAGGAGGGGAGGUCGUUUUUAAGGGGUUAUUUUUAAGGGUUAUUUUUAAGAGGUCCUUUUUUCUGGGUUUUUAUUUGAGGGUUCUUUUUAAGGGGUUUUAUUGUCAAUUAAUCAAACUUUAUUUGUAUAUAUAUUAUAUAAUUUGGUAGCGUAAAUACAAAAUAAUACAUUAUUAAUGAAAUAGCAGUACAAUUCAAUAAAGCUGUACAGCUUAAAUACAAUAAAUAUGUGAUCAACUUUAAUGAAUCAAACCUUUUAAACUUUUACUGAAAUAAAAAUGUAAAGUUGAAAGUCACUUUUUUAUUUUAUUUACUGAAGAGGAUGUAAAUCUGUUUUAAGUCUUUAUCUGUUUGUUGGUUCCUUCAUAAAUCUGAUAUUUGUGUU